Messenger RNA from Ruditapes philippinarum (Manila clam), 3886 nucleotides. RefSeq names its product protein arginine N-methyltransferase 9-like. The coding region runs from base 125 to 3064 and encodes 979 amino acids. The transcript has 10 exons. Gene Ontology annotation, biological process: peptidyl-arginine methylation. Lineage: Eukaryota; Metazoa; Mollusca; Bivalvia; Venerida; Veneridae. The record is from RefSeq and is a predicted model, not a curated record. Gene Ontology annotation, molecular function: protein-arginine omega-N monomethyltransferase activity; protein binding.
UUCACAUUGCACCGGUUGAAGACUUCCUUGAAAGGACCAUUUUGUUCUUCAUUUUUUAGCCAAUUAAAUAAGGAAACAUUGACUGUUUUGGUACAAUGUCAUCUCAUUCAAUUGAUAUUUGAAAAUGUCAAAUGUUGCUAAGAUAGCACAGAUCUCUUUACUUAAUGCCAGGAAUUGUUUACAGACUGAGAAUUAUGGACGAGCAUUUGCAAAUUUUCUGUUGUAUUUAAAACUUAGAUCUGACUGUGCGGCAGAUGUCUACACUGAAUUCGCAUUAGCUACAAGAGAAUGGUGUGAGCAACUUGAGGAGCAGAAAAGACUUCAAGAUCUGUUUAAAUGCUAUGACCAAGCAUGUGAACUUUAUCCUGACCAUGAUGUUGUUCUCAACAAUAUUGGUGCUCAGUUGUUCAGGCUUGGUUAUGUUGAGGAGGCAGCUGCCUAUAUAAGGAAAUCGUUGCUUGUCAACCCAAAUUAUCUAGCAGCAAGGGAUAAUUUGGAGAAUGUAUGCAGCCACUUGGUUGAGAGAUGGCAUUUUUCAAUGCUUAAUGAUAAAAGACGUAAUAUUGCAUUCAAAUUUGCUAUUGACAAAGCUAUUAAGUCAGGCUACAAUACUGUGCUGGACAUUGGGACAGGAACAGGAAUUUUAAGUAUGAUGAGUGAAUUUUCUGGGGCUGUUGAAGUGACUGCAUGUGAUGGAUCUCGUGCUAUGAUUGAUGUAGCACAUGAUGUUCUCCAAGCUAACGGUGUCUUCCACAAAAUUAAUUUGCUUCACAAACAUUCCACAGACAUUGAAAUUCCGUCACACCUCUCUUCAAGCGUAAAGUUAGUGGUUACAGAAACCUUUGAUGCUGGUUUAUUUGGGGAACAUAUUGUCUCUACUCUAAUACAUGCCUGGAAAAACCUCAUAUCUACAUCACCAAUGGGAACAGUUAUACCAUGUGGGGCCACCAUGUAUGUUUGUGGAAUUGAGUGUGAAACUAUAAGAACUCAGAGCAGAUUACUGUAUCCAGUAUUGCAGAAUCUUGAUGUAAGUCACAUAAACUUGUUAUGUAACACUGGUCAUAUUGCCGAGGAACCUUAUACAACGGAAAACUUGGCAAAGAUCAGGGGAGGCUAUAAGAUACUCACCAACAUUGUAGAACUACUCAGAGUGAGCUUUUGCAACCUUUGUGAGCUGGAAGCUUUACACAAAGGUAAAGAUUGGUUAUGUGAUUUAUUUGUGAAGCAAGAUGGCCGCCUUGAUGCUCUUGCUGUAUGGUUUGACCUUCACCUUGAUGACACAAUCACUAUAGGGACAGGGGCAGAUAAGAAGAGUUGCUGGGAACAAGCAAUUUAUCCUGUUACCUCCAUUAGCAGGAAACAAUCCAACAGUCAUGAAAAUUGUCAUGUAAAGAGAAAAGAGAAAGUGAGAGCAACAUUCCAUUAUGAAUGUGACUGUCUAAGACUGUCCAAAUGUGAAGCAGCGCAGAACGAACAGUUUAAAACCACAUUAGCAAAACAUGUUAAGGACCACAACCUUGCUACAAGUAUAUCUAAAACUAGUGACUUAUUUAAGACAUGUAGUGGAACAUCGGUGAAAGAAUGUAGUACAAAUUGUUUACCUUUCCGGAAAAGAAAAGUAGAAAGUUGUGAGUCGGAUAUAUACACUUGUAAUUGUGAAGCUAAUAUAGAUGGUAAUGUACUAGAUGGUGAGAAUGUAUUAGAGAAUAAGAGGACAAACAUUUGUGAUGAUGUUGAGACAGGGGGUAUAGGAAACACUCAUUACAGUCAAUGUCAUAAUGUUGAUACAAACUGCAGUGCAAGUCAGGAAUUUGAAAAUUGUUCUAAUAUAACAAACCUGUGUACAUUAGAAGAGAAUAAAACUGACAAUUAUGAACAGGUAGCAGCAUGUAUAAACCAGGAGAUUGACAUCAUUUCUAAUCCAUGUGUCAUUGAAAAUAAUGAAAAAAGUACCUCAUUCUUAGAUGUUGACAGAGAGAUGGAGAAAUGUUCUCUAGACAUAAAUAAUACUGAUACACAUGUUACAACAAGCAUUGUUGGUAGAAAAACUAGGCUAACUGAAACAUUUGAUGCAAUGCCUCCUCUAGAGUAUAUGGAUAGUGUUACAGUGGCUGGGAAAUAUUCACACACUGUUCCCAAGUUGAUUUCAUAUGCUGAGCAAGUUGACAUUGAAUAUGUGAAUGACAUACAACUGAACAGACAUUACUGCCAUGUGCUGGAGUCCUAUAGGGCACAAAAACCAGGCUCAUAUUUGUCAUUUCUCUACAUUUCUCCUCAUUUAUCAUUCUUGGGCAUUCAGGCAGCCAAAAUGGGUUAUAAUAGGGUCACCAUGGCAACACCAGAAGAACAUCAUAAUACAUUACACCAGGUGGCAGCACUAAAUGGUUGCAAACCAGGGGAGAUAAUUCUGACAGAGUUGUCUGACUUGAAUGACCUUGAAAUGAAAGUGGAUGUGAUUGUAUGUGAUGUGGUUGAGCCAUGCGGUGCUCUUAGACAACAAGUGUUUGAAGAUCUAGUAUAUCAUAGGAUAGCAAGUUUAAAAAAGGAUGGUUUGAUUCUUCCUGCUGAGGUAAAAAUUCACGGGCUAUUUAUAGAGUCUGAAGAACUUGAAAGCUUGAGUCAUGUGACAGGAAAUGAUAGGACUCUAGGGUUUCAGAUUGCAGACUUCAUCAAUGUUUUCCAGAUGCAAAAUCACAUGAAUAUUGAUAUGACAAGCCUGAAUUAUACUCGACUUACUGAUGUACAAGAAAUUCUUACCAUUGAUAUAAGUGGAAUCUCUGCAAAAACUACAAAAAAUGACCUUGAACAAACGGUUGAAAGGUCAGUUGAGGUUGUGACCUCUGGGAAGAUCACAGCUUUAGUAUACUGGUUUGAAUUGAGGUUAAACAAAGACAUUGUGAUCAGCACCUUGGAUUCUCGUUGUCAUUGGAAACAAGCAGGCAUUAUCAUUAAAGAUGAUGUUUCCAUGGUAACAGGGCAACAUAUAGUUUCUAAGAUCACAUUACAAAACAGCUGUUUAGAUGUGAAAAUCAUACAACCAAACAAUGUGAAUGGACAAGCUUAAAGCCAAGUUCAUUAACCAGUUUGAAGAUGCAUUGGCUGGCUUUUUUGUUUAAUGUUUUACAGGAAAAGAUCGAAGAUAUUACAGUAAUAGAUUGAAUAUAUCAAUGUACAGUUCAUAAAAGAAUAAUGUUUUAAAGUCUGUUGUUUGUUUUAUCUCUGCACUUACAUCCAAAUCAUUUGCAUAAUUGUGAAUCAGCCAAUAAGAUUCUAUAUUAAAUGAAUUUAAAUAUUUUAUAAUUAGUCAAUCAGUUUCAAUUUUGUGAUUAGGUCAAAUGUAUGAAUGCUAAGCAACAUUGUCGAAUCAAUAUUAAUUUACUGAGUGUAGAAGAUAUUUUGCUAGCAUAGCUGAUAACAUUAUUAUGAAAUUAAAAGAAUUAAAACAAGGAAAUUAUCACGGAUUAUCUUAGAUGUAAAUAGUGUUGAACUUAUACAGGAAUGAUCUUUGAAUGGUCCUCUGACAAUUCCUCAAAUGGUCCAUGUCUGCUGCAAUAAAAGAAGGACCUGUAAAGGACAUGUCCACAAACCACUAUGAAGAUUUUGAUGAAACUCCAGAGGAAUGAUCAUUAAGUGGUCCUUUAAGAAGUUACUAAUAUCUUUCUUGUUGUUUAACAAAAUUAGCCGCCAGAGUUCAAAAUAGAAAUUAGCCACAUGUAGUAUAUUUUGAUGAAACUAUAAUUCUAUUGUGUUUUACAAGAUAAAUAUAAAACACUUUCAACAACAUCACUGCCAUUGGGUAUAUUUUAGUGAAACUUAACAUAAAUGAUCAUAGGCGGCCUUUUACCAAAAUCACUGAAAUUGUUACAGUCUGCUGAAGAAAAAUGGC